GCUAUUGUCGCCGUGGGCUGAGCUCGCCGGGCCGGCCCCUCCGUGGGGCCGCGCUGGGACGCACGCGGGUGGACGAGGGGACCGAUCCCGGGCGCCCAUGGCCGGGGCCGCCAUGGCCGAGCGGGGCCGCGUGCCUCCCCCCGCACCCGCGCCCAGCACGGAGGGGCUGCCGCGCGCCUUCCUGCAGAGCCUGCGCACCCUGUUCGACAUCCUGGACGACCGGCGGCGCGGCUGCGUGCACCUGCGCGAGAUCGAGUCCCGCUGGCAGGGCACCGACGCGCGGGAGCUGCCCCGCGGGGUGCUGGAGGGCUUGCGCCAGGUGGCCCCGGCCAGCGGCUACCUGACCUUCGAGCGCUUCGUGGCCGGCCUGCGCACCUCCCUGCUGAGCGCCGACGGCGGCCCCCGGGACCCCACGCGCGCCCCGGCCCGGCCCGGGGAUCAGCCGCCGCCGCCGCCGCAGCGCCUGGUGUUCGCUCCGGCCGACGAGCCGCGGACGGUCCUGGAGAGGAAGCCCCUGCCCCUGGGCGUGCGCGCCCCUCUGGCCGGUCCCAGCGCCGCCGCCCGCAGCCCGGAGCAGCUGUGCGCCCCGGCUGAGGCGGCGCCCUGCCCCGCGGAGCCCGAGCGGUCCCAGAGCGCGGCGCUGGAACCGAGCUCCAGCGCGGACGCAGGGACGGGACCGGGGAGCGGCUCUUCGUGGACUCCGGAUCCUGGAGGGCGCCUCGGCGGGUCUGGAGGGAAAGGGCUUCAUGCUUGUCGCGGUGCAGUGGCGUGCAGGGCCCUGGAGGCGGACUCAGGGGAUGCCCGGCGGGCUCCCCGUGCCCGAGGGGAACGUCGGAGGCACACCAUCGCCAGCGGCGUGGACUGCGGCCUGCUGAAGCAGAUGAAGGAGCUGGAGCAGGAGAAGGAGGUGCUGCUGCAGGGUUUGGAGAUGAUGGCGCGGGGCCGCGACUGGUACCAGCAGCAGCUGCAACGAGUGCAGGAGCGCCAGCGCCGCCUGGGCCAGAGCAGAGCCAGCGCCGACUUUGGGGCUGCAGGGAGCCCCCGCCCACUGGGGCGGCUACUGCCCAAGGUACAAGAGGUGGCCCGGUGCCUGGGGGAGCUGCUGGCUGCAGCCUGUGCCAGCCGGGCCCUGCCCCCGUCCUCCUCCGGGCCCCCCUGCCCUGCCCUGACGUCCACCUCACCCCCGGUCUGGCAGCAGCAGACCAUCCUCAUGCUGAAGGAGCAGAACCGACUCCUCACCCAGGAGGUGACCGAGAAGAGUGAGCGCAUCACGCAGCUGGAGCAGGAGAAGUCGGCGCUCAUUAAGCAGCUGUUUGAGGCCCGCGCCCUGAGCCAGCAGGACGGGGGACCUCUGGAUUCCACCUUCAUCUAGUCCUUGUGGGCCGCGUGGGCCCCCAGGGCCAGCCUGGCACUCAGCCCUUCGAGGGUGGGCGCCCCAUCGCACCCACCCUCUCUGGCUGGAGACCCCCGGCAGGCCCAGGCACAGUCCCGGAGUGGGCGCCUUCCUGCCGCCCUUGCCAGAUGGGCUCCCCAGGCCUGCCCCCGGCUGGUCCCCGCACCGAGCGCUUGACUCCGUUUUGGCUCCUGGUGCUGACAUGGGCUGGGGCUCUCUUGAGUCCGCAUAGUCCGCAGCUACUACUGCCGCUGUCAGUGGACAGUGGGGUACCCCUCCAUGAGUUAGCGUCCCCCCGUUUCCAGCGGUGCCGCCCUGGGUCCCAUCUUCAGGGAAAGGCACUGCCCACGCCAGGCUGCACUUCCAACAACGGGCAGCAGAGGGCGCGGGGCGGCUCCGACGCGGGUCCAAGGGCAGCUUCCCGCUCAACCAGGGCACCAGGACGAGGUGGCUGUAGCUCGGACGGACGGAAGUAGAUGGAGGGGGUGGGGACGGCCUGUAAGCGGGGGGUGCCUGCCUGGCUGGGGAGCCCCAGGGAUAGCGGUCGGACUUCAGGUUCUGGCCAAGGCUGAGGGACCCUGGCUGCAGCGGAUCGGCACGCCGGGUGGGCGAGAGCUUGGCCUGCAUGUGCCUCCCACAGACCCUGGGGUGAUGGCCUUCCCCCUCUUGGCCGGGACGUUGCCCCACGUUGAGUCCCACACAACAUCCUGUGAGCCUGGCUCCCCAGGAGGGCCCCCAGACAGCUCCCAGGCACGUCAUAGGCAAAGCCUGUUCCCCCGACUCAGGAUUUCCAAGGCCUGGGGUCCUGCUCACCCCCCUUUGCUCUCACGCCCAGCCUGUCCCCAGGUUUCAGCUGGGAGAGGCCACCUCCCUCAGCCAAGGAAAACGAGAACCCCCAGGGUACAGGAGGAGGCUGGGGCAGGUCCCCUUGGGUGUCACUCCCUCAGCCCCUGCCCAGGCCCACUCCCGCUGGUGCUGGAGUACGCACUGGUGGGGGGGCCCUGCUCAGCCCAACCUGGAGGGUCCCAGUGUCACCAGAACCAGGGGCACGGCAACAGCAUCGAUGGGUUCUGCAGCCCAGGGCCCCCGAUGCGGGGUCAGUGCGUGGGGGGCGCAGGGCCCCCGAUGCCGAUGCGGGGUCAGUGUGUGUGGGGCGCAGGGCCUCCGAUGCGGGGUCAGUGCGUGGGGGGCGCAGGGCCCCCUCGUGUCCAGGGCACUUUGGUACACUGUCCCACAAGGCACCUGUCUCAGAGGAGGGGCCCUGGCAGGCAGCGUGGCAACUCCCUUCCGGAGCCCAGCUCCAUGCUAACCUGCCCACAGCAACCCCACAGAGCCACAUUCCCUGCUGCACCUGGUCUGCAGGGGUGUCCCAGGACAGGCCCAAGUCAGCCCAGCAUGCAGCUGCCCUCCUACCCUGAAGAUGGGAGUGGGCUUUCCAGGGGACAUAAGGAUGUCAGGCCUGGACCUCCUGGGCAGGAAAGGGUGCAGGUCCUGAGGGCCUGUGCCCCACAGCCCCAGCACCAGGUGGACUGCAGCGCAGUGGGUGGGCCAGUGGCAGCCAGGGAGAAGCCCCCCGUCAGCAGGCUGGGGUCUGCCCACCAGGGCCUCCCCACGUCUGCCUUUGAGGGUGCCUGCCAUGCCCUGGGGGAUCCUGGCAUCUUUACUGGACUGGAAGCAGGAGACAGAACAGUGUCUGUCCCGGGGUGACUUCAUCAGGAGACCGCCCACAUAGAGCUGGACCCCGCAGCUGAAGCGGAAAUGUGAGACAGGCUGGCACCUCCGGAAAAACUGCCUUUCAGCCUUGGUGUUCCGUGCAAGGUGAAAAGAAAUAGGUCCUCCCAGUUUACAGCUUGAAAUCAGGCUAGUGAGUGGCCCUGGAGACCACGAGGGGAGAAUUUAAAGGCCCCGGCUGGCAGGGUCUAGGUGGCUGGCAGAGGCACAUGCAGACCCUGCCUGGAGCCUGCCCUAGGACGCUGGGCGGGUCAGUCUCCGUGCAGGAUGUGAGCAGCGUCCCUGGGCUCUAUCCGCGAGGUGCCAGUAGCGUGUGCAGGUACAUACACGUGCGUGCACACUGUGAUGACACCCGGAAAUGUCUCAGGAUGUUGAAAUGUGUCCUUGGGGGCAGAAGUGUCCCCAGUUGAGAAUCUGCCCCAGAGGAACACACCCACACCAGGCCUCAGGAUUUUGUGUUGAUCAAGUUCCAAGGAAAAGGAACAUCUCAGCCGGGCGUGGUGGUUCACGCCUGGAAUCCCAGCACUUGAGGCCAGGAGUUCCAGAGCAGCCUGGGCAACGCAGUGAGAGACCCCAUCUCUACAAAAAAAAAAAAGAAAGAAAGAAAAUGAGAGAUCCAGGUUUAAAAAUUCAUAAACACCACAAGGAAACAAUACACUAUGAGACCCAGCAGAAGCAACAGAUUGACUCUAGACCCAGAUACUAGAAUUAUCAGAGAGAAUAUAAAGUAACAGUGUUUUAUAUAUCUAAAGAAAUAAAAGAGAUUUCUGGAAACAUGAA
Homo sapiens (human) is the source of this 3904-nucleotide messenger RNA. It is a transcript of the gene SAPCD2, whose product is annotated as suppressor APC domain containing 2. Bases 98 to 1372 code for a protein of 424 amino acids. Gene Ontology annotation, cellular component: cell cortex; bicellular tight junction; apical plasma membrane. Gene Ontology annotation, biological process: regulation of establishment of planar polarity; establishment of mitotic spindle orientation; symmetric cell division. The record is from RefSeq and is a predicted model, not a curated record. The transcript is spliced from 7 exons. Lineage: Eukaryota; Metazoa; Chordata; Mammalia; Primates; Hominidae.